Messenger RNA from Hibiscus syriacus, 1351 nucleotides. RefSeq names its product protein RICE SALT SENSITIVE 3-like. The transcript has 7 exons. The coding region runs from base 16 to 939 and encodes 307 amino acids. The record is from RefSeq and is a predicted model, not a curated record. NCBI's taxonomy places the organism in Eukaryota, Viridiplantae, Streptophyta, Magnoliopsida, Malvales, Malvaceae.
UCCUUUCUCAUAUGGAUGGAUGGAUGGAUACACUACUGUAUAUCGAAGAAAGUUGCUUUCUUUCUCGGAUGGAUGGAUGGAUGGAUGGAUGGAUCAGGUUCAGCAGAUAGGAACAAAGAAGCUGUAGGGAUGAUGGCCCUUCACGAGGCACUUAGAACCGCGAGUGAGGGGGGUAAUGGUUGCAAGGUCGGGGAUGAAAACGGCAGCUUGAUGCUGAUGUGGGAAGAUGGAUUUUGCCGAGGAAGAGUGACUGAUUAUCUAGAAGAGAUCGAUGGAGAAGAUCCAGUGAAGAAAGCUUUCAGCAAAUUAUCCAUUCAGUUAUAUAAUUAUGUAGAAGGGUUAAUGGGGAAAGUUGCAUCAGAUAAGUGCCAUAAAUGGGUGUUCAAAGAACCAACAGAAUUUGAGCCCAAUGUAUCCAAUUAUUGGCAGAGUUCUUUUGAUGCUCUCCCCCCUGAAUGGACUGAUCAAUUUGACUCUGGGAUUCAGACAAUUGCUGUUAUUCAAGCUGGCCAAGGUCUUCUCCAGUUGGGUUCUUGCAAGAUCAUACGUGAAGAUCUCCAUUUUGUGCUAAGAAUGAGGCAUACCUUUGAAUCACUUGGCUAUCAAUCCGGUUUCUCUCUCUCUCAGAUGUUUUCGUCGAACAGAAAUGGUUCACUGUCGUCUACGGUUCCUUCAAAGCAUUCUGCCAUUCCGACCUGGCCUCCACAGCCUUCAGUAUUUGGCUGGAACCAGAGGCCGAUUCCACCGGCAGCUCCGAUGGAUACUUCAUCUAAUUAUCAGAACCCAGUUAGACUCGGAUUUCCACAGGCCAAAGAUGAGACCAACACUUUUCUCAUGCCCCAUUCAUCUGAGACAAGAAUGGAAGAUAUGAUGAAUGAACACAAAAAUGACAUCAAAUGGCCUAAUGGCUUGACUUUCUUCAACGCUCUCACCGGAUGAGGCGAAGACACCAACCUUUCAGUUAACCCGGAGAGCUUAGGGUCCAAACCGGGCACAGACUGCCAUCCCUUUAUCGUUGAGGGAAAAGAUUCUAAUCGGAACCCGGAUGCCAGUGCGAACCCUACCGAGUUCUUGAGCUUGGAUAGCCGUACGGAGAAUAUAAGGAAGAUGGAAAACAAGUUUAAGAGGAGCUUUACAUUACCUGCAAGAAUGGCCGCGUCUUCAUCUUGGACAUUGUUGGAUCAUCGUCAGCAUCAACCGGCAGAGUUUCGAAACUCCGACGCAGGGAUGUAUGCUGCUGCAAUGGAUACCUUCUUGAAAUGAAGGGUUUGUAUUAGAGGGACGAUAGGGUAAGCUUUUGUAUUUACGCUAAAGGAUUUGUCAUUAGUUGCUGAACUCCUUUGUUUUCUUU